AUGGAACGCAUGCGUACAUUGGAACGUGUGGUGGAAACCCGGAUAGACCUUCUGGAAUGGGAGUCACCGGCUCCGAAGGAGGAUUGUGCAGCAUGUCGCGCACUCGACUGCGACAUCAUCUUCGCACUUCUGUUCACCAUGGUGAUCGCCUGCCUACUGGUGCUAAUCAUGUGUGUAUACACGUUUGUCGCGGGACCGAGGCAACGCGUGAAACUAGAAUUUGAACAUUUUCAUCUUGCCGGCAGUUCCGAAAGCUGCGAAGUUGAAUACGUUGACAUAUAUUCGGAGCUUGAACGUGUGGAAUCCGAUCUACUGUCAGCGUCUUUGGGUGGUAGAUAUUGCGGUACCGUAUCACCUCAUGUCAGAAUAAGUCUCCAUCGUGUCCUUGUGCUUGUGUUCCAUUCACGUGCAAGAGAAGUUGAUCGACAAUUCGGCUUUCGCGGACGGUAUUCGUUCAUACCCGAUACAAAAUAUCGAGCUGGUACAUCGAUUAACGGUGAAAACGAAUGCAAUUUCCUCAUAGAGGCUUCUAAACGUAGAAGAGGUGCUAUUUUUUCGCCAACAUAUCCUGGCACCUAUCCAAAGAAUUUUCAUUGCUCAUACUUGCUCAAAGGAAGACCCGGUCAGCGUAUACGAUUGUUCUUUCGCGAUUUCGAUAUUUACUUUGGCGGUGAACAUUGUCCUUAUGACUCUGUCACUAUAUUCGAUGGUCCCACUACGAGUUCUCCAAUUAUCAAAAAGGUAUGUGGUCUUCAGCAACGAACAGAAAUGUACUCUGUGGGCACAGAAGCGCUUAUUCAUUUUAACACAACUAAUCCAUCCAAAGCUGAUCCGAGAGGAUUCGUUAUAGAGUACGAAUUUUCUAAUAGAUUUGUGGAUGUGGCCCAGUUGUUGCAUGGACAGAAAGGUGUCACACAUAUGAGAGGAACGGAAUGCGAUGUCCGAGUGGAGAGUAAUCGAGAGACCACACAUUACAUCUAUUCCCCGAAGUUUCCCGACAUGUAUCCGUUAAAUACUACCUGCACCUACAUUCUUGAUGGGCUACAGGGAGAUCAAAAUUUGGAAAAAGUAAUUCUUACAUUUGAAGAAUUUGCCGUGCUUUCUGACGAUGAGAGUAUGAUAAUCACGGAACCGCCACAUAUAGACGACAUUGCCUGUCCGGCUGCUUGGGUGGGUGUGGCCAUAUCGGACGCGACAAUGAAAGCAACUCUGUCCUCAACUGAUGAAAGUAAUUUUGAGACGACCUUGUGCGAACGGAUACCCUCUCUUUCACCGUUAAUGGGACCUUAUGUGAGCGCUGGUCCACGUAUGGUGGUUCAAUUCGGGACGACUGACAAGCUUAUCACCGAUGGGCUUCACCCUAUUGGAUUUAAGGCGAAGGUGGAAUUCAAGACUGACUUUGGCGUCACCGGCGAGUCUAUCGGCACCUCAAAUGAAUGCCUUUUCCGAUUCCGUGGCCCGAUGGGAUUUUUCAACAGUCCGAGAUAUCCUGCAAAUUAUCCGCUUGAUACGAACUGCACCUACUUUAUCGAGGGCAGACCUGGCCAACAGAUUCUCAUACAUUUCGAGCAAUUCGCGCUCUAUCAAGGAAAAGAUGAGGAUCGCUGCAAAGAUUGGUUGGAAAUCUAUGACGUGUUCCAAGAUGGUGGUGAUGAGCGGCUUGUUUUACAAGAACGUUACUGCUCUGACACCCUUCCCGGUCCAACGGUAUCUGCGUUUGGCGCUUAUGCCAUGCGAGUGGUGUUCAGUUCGGAUUCGACGGGAAGCGGAAAUGGAUUCAAGGCUCUAUACGAGAUUCGACCUGCUGCUAAGGAGGACAUUCCUUCACACGAAACAAAGGAGCCACGCGGUGAAGGCCCGUAUCGAUGCGGACGUAGAAUUCGAGCAAGUGAAACAACACCCACUGGUUUUGUAAUGUCUCCAAAUUAUCCAGUAAAAUACAACAAGGAUGUGCAUUGUGAUUGGGAGAUUAUCGCAAGGAAUGGAUACAAGAUACUCCUUACCAUGGUAAAAAUGGAGAUCGAAGGUGAAAUGACAUCAAAUAAAGCAUAUUGUCAAAAGGCUGUUAUUCGUGUCACCGGUGCCCCACGUCCCGAGUAUUGUGGUACGAAUCAGAACGUUUUCACACCGUUUGUCACGAAAAAUAACACAGUACGCAUCAGCUUUCUGACAAGUCCUGAUAAAGUGAAUGGUCUUAAAGGUUUCAACAUGAGUUGGACGGAAGUGAGAGAAGUGAACGAUAUGAGUGAAUGCUCUUCACCGAAUGAGUAUAUGUGCACUUAUAGUAAAUUAUGUAUAAGUUCGUUGUUGAGAUGUAAUGGUGACGCGAAUUGUGGACAUCAAGACGAUACGGAUGAGACACAUUGUGCACGAGUGCAAUCAUCCGUCUACGGGUCGCUGUCAUUGUUGUUCACAAAUUCGGCUGCUAUGCUUCAGCUGAACGUCGGUCUACUCUACGGGCUUAUUGCUGUGCUGUCGAAUGUUCAUCUGACAGUGUGCUGUGCAAAUAAUGGUGCACGUAAGGAAAGCACCACCGAUAAAACUAUAGUCAUAGCCGGAGUGUUUUGUGGUGGCACGUUCUUAUUCAUUUGCAUCUUUUUCUGCUAUUUAUUCAAAUCGAAAUUGGAACGAAAGAAAAAACGACAACGAAGCCACGGAUCACGUCAUCGUCAUCGACAACCGUAUCGAUCGCAGAAGCCUGUUGGGAAAUCGAUAGCCGAUUCGGAGCUCCCAUCACCAGCCACAUCACGUUUCGUUCAUCAUGAUGCUACCGGAAUUUUGCCGCCAAUCACACUACAUACUAUCAACGAUCAAGACCAAACUUUCUAUGGAUAG
This is a messenger RNA of Necator americanus (New World hookworm), 2835 nucleotides long. RefSeq lists its product as uncharacterized. Gene Ontology annotation, molecular function: protein binding. Gene Ontology annotation, cellular component: plasma membrane. NCBI's taxonomy places the organism in Eukaryota, Metazoa, Nematoda, Chromadorea, Rhabditida, Ancylostomatidae. The record is from RefSeq and is a predicted model, not a curated record. The coding region runs from base 1 to 2835 and encodes 944 amino acids. The transcript has 24 exons.